Leucoraja erinaceus (little skate) is the source of this 2248-nucleotide messenger RNA. It is a transcript of the gene sod3a, whose product is annotated as superoxide dismutase 3, extracellular a. The transcript has a single exon. Gene Ontology annotation, biological process: removal of superoxide radicals. Lineage: Eukaryota; Metazoa; Chordata; Chondrichthyes; Rajiformes; Rajidae. The record is from RefSeq and is a predicted model, not a curated record. Gene Ontology annotation, molecular function: copper ion binding; superoxide dismutase activity. Bases 1462 to 2121 code for a protein of 219 amino acids.
CCCUUCUUUGUUAUCCAUGUACCUGCACAAGUGUCUUUUAGAUCUCGUAAUAGUACCCAUCUCUACCACUUCCCCUGACAGCUCAUUCCAUGUACACACCACCUCCUUUGUGAAAACAUUGCCUCUCAGAUUCUUUCAAAAUCUUCCCAAUCUCACAUUAAUCAAAGCCCUCUAGUUUUAAACUCCUUUGCCCUGAGGAAAUAAUUGUGGCUAUUCACCUUAAUUAUGCCCCACACGAUUUUAUAAACCUUCAUAAGGCCUAGCCUCAGCCUCGUAACCUCAAGAGAAAACAACUCCCAGCCAGACCAGUAUCCCAUGCCAUACUUUGUCCAAAGCCUUGCUAAAGUCCAUGUAGACAAGUUAUACGGCACUGUUCUUAUCAAUAUUCUUGGUCACAUCUUCGACAAAUGCAUGGCGAUGUACACCAAGUUCCAGCUGCCCACCAAGCAGCACAGCUGGCUGCUCACCAGAGGGGUGGUUAACCAACUCCUGGUCUGAUUCCUCGUUGGGCGUGACUGUCCAGGUUUUGAAGACCUGUUCGCCAACCACCACCACUUCCCUCCCUCUGGCUUUACAUUUCACUCCUCUCCUUACCUGUCAUCCAUUUGUCUCAUUUUCACCUCUAGCCUUUGUCAGUUGCUCCAUUCAUCUGCCAAUCUAACCCCAUCACCAAUAUCCAUUCAUCACUAAUAAUGCUUGGUCCCAUCCCCCCAUCCAGCUUUCUCCUUCUACCACAAUCAGUCUGAAGAAGGGUCCCGACCCCAAACAUCGCCUCUUCAUCGCUCUCCACAGAUGCUGCACAACUAGCUCAGUUCCUCCAGCACUGCGUUUUGCUCGGGAUUUAAGUAUCUGCAGACCAUUGUGCCUCGCCAAAACGAAUAUGUUCUUUUGGCGUCCUUGCCGAACACACAGAAAUGCCGCCGCUUUGCCUCUAAUUGUUUGUCGACAGCUCUCAAUAUUCAAGAUAAAGAAAAAUUAUUAAGCUAAUUAGUUUUCUUUAUCUUGAACAUAGAAGAGCUGUCCCACAGCCGACUGCUGCUGGCCGCUGGCCCCAGUUGUGACCACUUUGGCCCCGUGGCAAACCAGUGUCAGAAAAACUGACGGUGUCAAUGAAAUGUUUCCCCCUCCAUAGAGUCACCGACCCGCCAGCCGUCACCCCGCUAAAACUGGGCCACACAUUUCGGAUCGAUUUUGGCCACCACAUCGUGGCAAGGUGUGCGGCAAGGAUAGGCACUGGUGGGCUUGGCAGAGGGCCGGUGAGAGGGAGACGUGAUCCGGAGAGUUUGAGUGCACAAUGUCAGGAAUUAUUACCGCACUUGGUUCUGGAACAGGUCAUCGCAGCUGUAGCUAUUUCGCCUUAUCUCCAGAUCAGGUGUACAAAUAGACUCUCGGAGUUCCUCCCACGCCAAAUACCAACAACGCUGUCGAGCCUGUCCAGCAUCGCUCCCACAGCGGACAACCAUGCAGGUUUCUUCAAUAUAUCUGUUGCUCCUGGCAAGUACAAUUGUGCUGCUGGGACACGGGAAAAUAAGCAAGCCGGUGAAACCAAGCAAAGACACAGUUCCGAUCUACUGGUUCGGUCGCCAAGUUUACCUGCGGCCCAAGCCAAGCAACAUAGUCUACGCCGUAUGUGAGAUGGAAGCUAGCUCCGUCCUGCCCACCGACCUGCCGUCUGUCAGCGGCUACAUGUUGUUCUCCCAGAGCUACCCACACGGAAGACUCCAAGCCUAUGUCAACCUGGAGGGGUUCCCGCUGUCUGCUGAAAAGUCCCUGCAUGGCAUGCACGUCCACCAGUACGGAGUGGUGAACGGCAGCUGCCCCUCCACCGGACCGCAUUACAAUCCCUACGGAGUCAACCACCCCCAUCACCCCGGCGACUUCAACAACUUCCAGGUCCGAGAUGGGAAGAUCGAAAAGUAUAUGCGCAACCUCAGAGCCAACCUGUUCGGACGGGACUCCAUCCUCGGCCGGGCCGUGGUGCUUCACGAGAAGGAGGAUGACCUGGGGAUGGGCGGCGACCAGGCAAGUCUGGAGACGGGGAAUUCUGGAAGAAGGUUGACGUGUGGGACCAUCGCAGUCACCAACGGCGACCUGUGGAAAGAAAGUGCGUCUAAAAUGUGAGGCAGCGGCCGGAUCUCCACCGCCAGCCGAGCAGAUUCAUUCAAUCCGUUAUCCUGCUUCCUCUCUCUUCAUUACUCCCCUACUGCGGAUGAAAUAGUUUAGAAUGUAGAGCCCACACACGCACACA